CAUCAGUGUGCCCUGAUGAUCUAUGUAGCCCCAGCAGUGCCACCUGUCAGUGUCCAUCAGUGCCAGCUGUCAGUGCUCAUCCAUGCCACCUGCCAGUUCCCAUCAGUGCCACAUAUCAGUGCCCAUCUGAGCUGCCUUUCAGUGUCACCCAUCAGUGCCAGUCAGUGCCACCCAUCAGUGCCAUAUAUGAGUGCUGCCUUGCGGUGCCCAACAGUGAUGCCUGUCAAUGCCCAUCAGUGCAAUCUACUAGUGCCUCCUCAUCAGUGCCACCUACCAGUGUCCAUCAGUGCAGCCUAUCAGUGCCUAUCACUGCAGCCUCAUUAGCGCACACAUCAGUGAAGGAGAAAAAUCACUUAUUUACAAAAUGUA
Molecule: messenger RNA, 369 nt
Organism: Staurois parvus
Lineage: Eukaryota; Metazoa; Chordata; Amphibia; Anura; Ranidae
Source: the annotation of a GenBank genome assembly